This is a messenger RNA of Jatropha curcas, 2312 nucleotides long. NCBI's taxonomy places the organism in Eukaryota, Viridiplantae, Streptophyta, Magnoliopsida, Malpighiales, Euphorbiaceae. The record is from RefSeq and is a predicted model, not a curated record.
UCAAUAAGUUGAAUGGAAUAUUUUCUAGGGUGUUUUACUUCCCACUUGUUCAAAUAAAUUGUUUUGGGUUUUAGUCAAGUAAUUAUAUUAAAUUUAUGGAUUACUCUGUUAUCUAAAGGCAGUCAAGUAAUUAAAUUAAAUUUAUGGAUUAGUCAGUUAUCCGAAACCGUUAGAUGAAAGUUAAUGGAUUGCAGUUUCUUACCUUGAAUAUGAUAGUAAAUAUGCAUUAUCAUUGAUGUGGAUGUAUGAUUAUGUUUGCCUAUGCUUCUCUUGUAUGGUAAAGCAAUUUUGAUCAUGUAACUUUAUCAAUUUGAGGUCCGAAAUAAAUCCUCUGCUAAACUGGAGCUGCAAUUACUAGCAUGUCAAAAGUGGACCUUUUCAAAUCUAGAUUCAGCGAAAAACUCUGAAGUUUUUAUAGGAUGGUGAUCUCAUAAAUUUCUCCUUUUUUUCUGGUUAUUAGUUCACUUCACCCUUGUUCGUUUGAGUCACUUUAAUCUAGUUGAAUCACGAUAUUUUACCCGGGAUAAUUCUUUAAUUUGAUUAUUUUUGAGUUUUAUGAUUGUUGAUGCCUUCUUGAUCUAUUACUGUUACGUACAACCUUGUUAGUUCUUCCUGUUUAGAUGAAACCCUGUAACAUUCAAGAGACAAAACUAGUGUCCUUGUUUCUACAUCUUUCUAUUUCUAAAAACGUUUGCUUAGUGUGAUAAUUAUGAUUUUACUCUGUUCAAUGCAACGACUCGAUGAUGUUGAUGAACCCUAUAUUAACAAUGAUCCAAGGGAGGAAGAUGUCUCCCGGCAAUUACAUCAAGCUGAUGCUGAAAAUAUCAAAUUGUUUGAGAGUUUUGAUUUAUAUCAGGCACACUCAGAGACAUACAAUCGCUUUGAAAGAUUUGACAUUGAAGAAGAUGAGGAGACACAACUGAACUUCACCUCAGGAGAGCAUAUGGAGACCCCAACUACUCUCAUGCCCUCCCCACCCAGACAGGAUGAAGCUCCAAGAGAUGAAGAAAUCCAAGACCAUCCAGAAAAACAAUUCAAUCAACAAGCUGAUGAAUGUAAAGCAACCAGACCGCAGGAUCAGCAGAAGCAAGGACUAGUUAAGAGGAAAACAAGAAAAAGACAUGCAGCCCCUGCAAUGGAUUAUGAACAAACCAUUAUUCCUGGUCCAAUAUACCAGUCAUGGCUUCAAAAUGCUUCUGAUAUUGUAUCAAGAAGAGGAAGAAAAAGAAAGGCACGCAGGGAUAUUAUGUCUGAAAUGAAGGUUGCUAACCUCAUGGAUGUUCCACCCACGGUACUUGUUGAUAAUUUAUGGACAAAUGAAAAUAAAGCAAUCUAUUAUCCAGCACCUCUUCUGCAGCUCUGGAUUAAAAGUACCCAAAGUCCCCAUGAAUCACCUUCUGUAAGUACUUCCCUACCCUUGCCUCCAGAACCAUCAUCAUCAUCACCACCAGAGAGAGGACAUUAUCAAGGUUCAAUGGAACAUCCCUUUGAAGAUUUUUACAGUGGAGUUGGCUCUCAGUCACUGGGUGUUUCCAUAGAGAAACAGCGGAACACCGUUGUCAAAGAUGACAUGCCAAUGGAAAUCCUCAUGGGAGAGCUAAAAAACAACCUUAUGAACAAUGGUAAGAAGAUAACUGAGGCCAAUCUUGUGACACCUGGAAAUUCUGUUUUUGCCUCAUGCAAAUUUACAGCAGAUGAGGUAAGAUCCAUCCCAAGCUCAGGAUCAGGACAUGGCAUGCCAUUACAUCAUUUAGAAGUUCAUUCAGGAAGAUCCAACAAGAAAAGGCCUUACUCCUCUUCUAGACACAGUGGCAGUAGCCUGGAACCAGUUGAAGAAGAGAAUUCAAGGCAAUUUUCAGAUCCGAAUUUCAGAUUAUCAAGGCUGACUGAAAAUGACCCAACACCUGAUCAAGAACUACUGGUGGAAACUGGACCUACACAAACUCAACUUCCAGUCAUCAGUCAGCCUGCAGACAAGAUGACUGAUACUAUCCGAUUGCAAAUGAAAGCACAUUUUGAAACUCCAGGAGCUCCUCAAGUAGAAUCGUUGAACAAACUAGCUGCUGGAAUGAACCGAAAAGGAGCAGCGAUGCUCUUUUAUCAAACUUGUGUUCUUGCUUCGCGUGACUUCCUAAGAGUUGAACAAAAAGUGCCUUACGGGGAGAUUCUCAUCUCUAAAGGAGGAAAGUUGUGAUGGAUAUAUAUAUAAGGUCAGCACUCAUUACUUCUUGCAUAUGUCUAUACUUUUCAGAAUUUUCUUUUGUGUUUAUGUUCUAUAAUAACAUGGUUAAGACUUAAAACUUUACUCAUAA